Molecule: messenger RNA, 1245 nt
Organism: Cornus florida
Lineage: Eukaryota; Viridiplantae; Streptophyta; Magnoliopsida; Cornales; Cornaceae
Product: probable serine/threonine-protein kinase PBL22
Exons: 6
Coding region: 1-1245 (414 amino acids)
Biological process (GO): protein phosphorylation
Molecular function (GO): protein kinase activity; ATP binding
Source: RefSeq, a predicted model, not a curated record
AUGUAUUCUCAUGGUUUUUUAACUGUAUUUGACAGUACUGACAGUGUGUGCUGCGAUACUUUAUAUGAGAUAGGUCCAACUAUGGAAAUGCUCAGAGAGUACGAUAUCAUCAAGUUCUCCCCUGUGGAGUUAGAUGAUUUGACUAGUAAUUUUAGCCAAGCAAAUCUGAUUGGAGAAGCCCAAUUCGGCAAAGUGUAUCGAGGAAAGACUCAGCAAGGUCAGGAUGUGACUGUGAAGAUUUGGGAAGAUUUAGGAAAAUUUGCUGUAGGCCGGGAUGAACACCGUUCCCAAUUUGCGAAAGAAUGCAUUUUUCUAAUGGAGUCGAGUGUAAAUCAUCAUCCAAGUCUGGUCAAACUUUUGGGAUAUUGCUGUGAAGAUAGUCUGUUGGGGGUUGUUUAUGACCUUAAACCAGUGGAUACAGUGCACAACCUCAUUGAUAAAGAUCGCUUUUCCUGGCUCCACAGAAUCAAGGUGGCAAUUGAUAUGGCACGUCUGCUCGAGUUUUUGCAUUAUCAUCAUAAACCGCAAUACCUAGUUCGCAAUAUUAGUUCUGCACAUAUGAUGGUUGAUCAGGAUUACAAUCCAGUACUAUUCGACUUUUGUAUGCUAGUUGGUGGGGUUUUUGGUGAUGAGCAACCAAUCGCAAAUAUGUUUGUACUUGGAGCGCCAGGCUAUACUGAUCCGAUCAUUAUGAAUAUGGGUACAUGGUGGAAGAUACACGACGUCUUCUCGUUUGGCACUGUGCUUUUGGAGCUCAUAUCCAAAAGACCCUCUGAGAUCAAGAAACCUGUACACAGUUGGGCUGAAGCCCAAUACAAUUUGAACGAGCCGAAGAAAUCAUCAUUUGGCCGCUUUGCCCUCUCAAAGAAGUUCUCUCUCGUGCACAAAAGCUUUGAAGAAGAUUUGGGGUUCAGUCAACACGAUGGAUAUAAAAUUACUGAUCUGGCAAUGCGCAGUGUGUCAGACACGGGCGUACGUCCAUAUAUGAAUGAAGUUGUUCAAACCUUGGAGAGGUUACAUGCUGAGAAUGAUGCGCAUCCUGACUAUGCUCUGGGAAAUGUAAUAGCGACCCUGCCUGAAAGUGAUGUGGUGACUCUGGUGCUGGCUCUCGUUCCAGAUCUAUAUCCAUAUGCAUAUCCGCAGCCCCCGAUGGGUUUGUUGGAUCAUGCUCUGUCGCUGCUGCUGCCUCCUCCUCUGCAUCCUCCUCAGCUGCCAGAAUGGCCUCUUACUCUAAGCUCCGAAUAA